Messenger RNA from Arvicola amphibius (Eurasian water vole), 933 nucleotides. Its product is annotated as olfactory receptor 8B8-like. Gene Ontology annotation, molecular function: G protein-coupled receptor activity; odorant binding; olfactory receptor activity. Gene Ontology annotation, cellular component: membrane. Bases 1 to 933 code for a protein of 310 amino acids. Gene Ontology annotation, biological process: sensory perception of smell; G protein-coupled receptor signaling pathway. The record is from RefSeq and is a predicted model, not a curated record. The transcript has a single exon. NCBI's taxonomy places the organism in Eukaryota, Metazoa, Chordata, Mammalia, Rodentia, Cricetidae.
AUGGCCGUGGCAAAUGACUCUGUGGUAACUGAAUUUAUUCUCUUGGGGCUAACAGGACAGUCCAACCUCCAAAUACCCCUGUUCCUACUCUUUCUAGUAAUGUAUAUGAUAACAGCAUUGGGAAACUUGGCUCUCAUAAUUCUCAUUGUGCUGAAUUCUCACCUUCAUACACCUAUGUAUUUUUUCCUUUUUAACUUAUCCUUUGUAGAUUUUUGUUACUCUUCUGUAAUUACACCGAAAAUGUUAAUGAACUUCAUACUAAAGGAAAAUUUCAUCUCCUAUGUAGGAUGUAUGACCCAGUUCUACUUAUUUUGUUUCUGUGUCAUUUCUGAGUGUUAUGUCCUAACAUCAAUGGCCUAUGAUCGUUAUGUAGCCAUCUGUAAUCCACUGUUGUAUAAUAUUUCCAUGUCUCCCAAGGUGUGUUCCUAUCUUAUACUUGUUUCAUACUUCAUGGGGUUUUCUGGUGCCAUGAUCCACACUGGUUGUGUCCUCAGGCUGACCUUCUGUGAUGGGAACAUCAUCAACCACUAUUUCUGUGAUGUCCUCCCUUUGCUGCAGCUCUCCUGCACUAGCACCUACAUUAACAAGAUAGAGAUAUUUAUUGUAGCGGGAAAAGACAUCAUUCUACCCACUGUCAUCAUCUUUAUCUCUUAUGGCUUGAUCAUUUCCAGCAUAUUCCAAAUGAGGUCCAAUGAGGGCAGAUCAAAAGCCUUCAGCACUUGCAGCUCCCACAUAAUUGCUGUCUCUCUGUUCUUUGGAUCUGGAGCAUUUAUGUAUCUCAAGCCCAACUCAGCUGGACCAACAAAUAAUGGAAAAACAUCUUCAAUAAUUUAUACCACUGUAAUUCCCAUGAUGAAUCCAUUAAUUUAUAGCUUGAGGAACAAAGACGUUAAAGCUGCGUUAAGAAACACUCUGAGCAAGAAAGUGUUUUAA